Molecule: messenger RNA, 1034 nt
Organism: Lutzomyia longipalpis
Lineage: Eukaryota; Metazoa; Arthropoda; Insecta; Diptera; Psychodidae
Product: protein glass-like
Exons: 2
Coding region: 119-973 (284 amino acids)
Biological process (GO): regulation of transcription by RNA polymerase II
Cellular component (GO): nucleus
Molecular function (GO): zinc ion binding; sequence-specific DNA binding; DNA-binding transcription factor activity, RNA polymerase II-specific
Source: RefSeq, a predicted model, not a curated record
GAAGGGAAAACAAAUAAGAAGAAGAAAAGGAAUUUUGUUUGUUUUCUGGUUCUAAUUGUAAAUAAAUUUUGCAAUAUUUGAGGAUUCUUUUCCUGGCUUUUGCGCCACUAGGAGAGAAAUGGAGAGAUUCUCAAAGCUAUGUCGUCUAUGUUUGUCACCUGAGCAGGAGGUAUCCCUCUUUUCGGAUUUAGACUACAGCAACCGGAAGUACUACGAAGUAGUCAUAUCCUUUGCAAAUGUCCAGUUUUCCGUUACAGAUGGUCUCCCGCAUAUGAUAUGCAAAAUGUGCGCAUCUCAUCUCACAAAUAUCGAUCUCUUUCGACAAAAAUGCGAAAUGUCGCAGCGGAAGUUGCUCAUGGAGAGUCUGUCGCUCACAAAGAAUCCCACCCCGCCAGAGAGUCAGACACUUGAUCCGCUCCUGCUGACGGCAAAUCUGGGUGGGGAGCUGCUGGAGGAUGAUCCACAGACGAAACCCCUCUACGAAGCUGCCUACUCCGAGAGCAGCAGUACAAAUGCCUACCAAUUGGAGGGUGGUGGUGGUGCUGAUGUGAAGAUUAAGGCCGAAGAGGACAUUGCUGACAGCAAAAGGGUACGACAGAGGGGCACCACAACGCUCAGGGUACGCCCCAAACGCUACAAAUGUAUGCAAUGCAACAAAUCCGUGGAGUCUCCGAGUAAGCUUGUCCGCCACAUGCGAACCCAUGAGAUCCAGACGCAAAUCAUUGAUUCCCAUCGGCUCUACACGUGCAACUACUGCAACAUACGCUUCCGCAAGGUGAAGGAUAUGCGCACACACAUCAGAGCUUGCUCCCAGGCACACGGGCAGGACUUCCAGAAGCUCCUCAAGACGAAACCCCCAACAUCAGGACCACCCAAAUGCGUCUUCUGCGACAUGGACUUCAGCAGUGACGUCGAACUCACGCAGCACUAUGAGAACUUUCAUGCGGAACACAGAUCUGAUGAGCAGCAGUGAGAUCCUCCUGGUCAUUCAUAAAUUAGUCAAUAAAUCCUCCUCCUCCUCCUCUUCAGCAAAA